Molecule: messenger RNA, 1533 nt
Organism: Podospora anserina S mat+
Lineage: Eukaryota; Fungi; Ascomycota; Sordariomycetes; Sordariales; Podosporaceae
Exons: 4
Coding region: 1-1533 (510 amino acids)
Source: RefSeq, a predicted model, not a curated record
AUGCACGCGGGACACACUCUGGCCAUUGCCAUGUGGGCCAUGACGGCGCUGUCUCUUGGACUCGUCGGCCUACGUCUGUACACCCGCAUACGAAUCGUUCGCUUUGUCGGCAUCGAGGACCACAUGUACGCAUGGACCGGAAUAUUCAUGCUGGUGUUUGCUGCGUGUAUUCAAGUCGCUGUUCAUUUUGGGUUGGGACGCAGCUUCUGGACUCUUUCUCCGGACGAGUCAUCGAGGGCCAUCUUCUGGACCUAUGUUGCCAACAGCUUCGCCAUCUCGGGAAACGCACUCGCCAAGCUCUGCAUGGGAUUUUUCUUAUUACGGGUUGUGCAGCUGAAGUGGCAGAAACUUGCGCUCUGGUUUCUGAUUGUUGUUACUGUCGGCACAUCGGUAACACUGGUGGUGAUGCUGUGGAACCAGACGACGCCAAGGAAGGCAAGUUGGGAUGUGCUGAGGACGCCUGGAGAGUGGAAUAUCCAGAUUCAACCCAUGAGUGUUGGGUUGGGAGGUUGGUCAAGCGCCUGUGAUUUCUUCUUCGCCAUCUUCCCUUGGCUCUUCAUCAUGUCCUUGAAGAUGCCGCGUCGGGAAAAGUUCCUUUUGGCCAGUGGCAUGAGCCUGGGUGUGAUUGCUGGUGCUUGUGGUGUUGUCAGAACCGUGGUGCUAUCCCGGUUAAAAAUCGAUGACUUUACCUUAAACUUUGCCCCUUAUUUCAUCUGGGCCGGCGCAGAGAUCACUGUCGCCUUGGUGUGCCUGGGCAUCCCAACCCUGCGACCCCUCUACCUGAAGCAACGAGGCAUCAGCACGAUCGGUUACGGCAACCACCAUCACACUGAGCAGAGCGACCCCGAACUACCGCGCUUCACCAUGGUCGAUCAAAAGAAGAGGCCUGACCCAUUUCCGGAUCCAUCCCACAACGGCUUUGAAACCCCCGACCCCCGAAACCUACACCUCUCUCAUAUCACAUUGGAGUCGCUGGCAUCGCCCCAACGGCAGGAAUUCGCCCAGCAGCAACAAACCACACCCAGCCUGACACCACAUAACACAGUAGAAACCCAAGGCCACCUCCGAGACUCUUCCUCAACAGGCUCAUCCCAUACAAUGGUAGACUCCACACUGGCCAGCCCUGAACUUGAACAACACCCCCUUUCUUACCCACACAUCUAUUCGAGAACGGCGGCAGCCAUAGCACGACCACCAAACGCACAUAUCAAGGACCAACACAAAAGAGACCACAGCGGCGACACUGGUGAUAGCAUCACUGUCGAUGACAUUCUGGGUUUCUACGACAUCGAGGAGAAAAGCCAGAGCAAAACCAAACUUCCAAAUUACGACCAGACACAGCCACAACCACUUGGACCGCCACUCCACCAAUCGGCGAGUAUCAAGCGAAAAGAGCACCGGAUUACACAAGUAGAUUUCCUUUUAAAGAAUACAAGAAUGGGAGGCGGCAACGCCGAGGAGAGGCGUAUCAUUCGGCCGCAACAGAAUUUGAAUAGACCUUGGGAUGGGGAGGGUUGGCCAUUGAGGAACUGA